AGUUCAGAAGAGGCGACCUGCCUUAUCCAUUGGAGCACGGGCGCCUGCUCUCUGCUUCCAAGGAGCCGAGCUAGUAGGAAGCCAUGGCUCCCUCCACCUCCACCUCCACCUCGCCGAUGUCUCGCCUCCUCCUCCUCAGCUUGCCGAAGUCCAACGCCAGGCUCCCACGCCUCUCUCGCCCACCGCCCUGCCAGGACACCGGCAAGAACCCCAGCGCCGGCCUCGUCCUCCGCCGGCGCGAGGCCGCGGCCGCCGUGCUGUCCACCGCCAUCCUCUCCCGCUUCCUCCUCCCCGCGGUGGCGGAAGCCGCGGCCGGUGGGGAGUGCCCGCUCGAGGUGUCCCCCUCCGGGCUCGCCUUCUGCGACCGCGUCGUCGGCACCGGCGCCGCCGCCGAGCAGGGCCAGCUCAUCAAGGCGCAUUACACGGGGAGGCUGGAGGAUGGCACGGUGUUCGACAGCAGCUACAAGCGCGGGAAGCCGCUCACCUUCCGCAUCGGCGUCGGGGAGGUCAUCAAAGGUUGGGAUCAGGGGAUAGUAGGCGGCGAAGGGAUCCCGCCCAUGCUCGCAGGAGGUAAGCGGACGCUGAAGCUGCCGCCGCAGCUGGCCUACGGCGAGAAGGGGGCGGGGUGCAGAGGGUGGGAGCCCACCUCCUGCGUCAUCCCGCCCAACUCGACGCUCCUCUUCGACGUCGAGUACGUCGGCAGAGCCUUCAGCUGAGGUCUCCAAACGCACACGCGCGGACGGCGCGGUGGAUCAACACGCGAGGUCAGGGCGUCAGGCAUGGUCGACGCCAAGAGACCUAGAUAAAAGUUUGUGUUUUUUGUACUACCAACCGACUAAAUGGAGGCGUGCUUGGUGAAGUGUAUGCACGGCGAAAAUGCAUGUAGAACGAACGGGUUGAAACAAGUAAUGAGCUUUUCAUUUCCCGUCAA
Molecule: messenger RNA, 931 nt
Organism: Phragmites australis (common reed)
Lineage: Eukaryota; Viridiplantae; Streptophyta; Magnoliopsida; Poales; Poaceae
Product: peptidyl-prolyl cis-trans isomerase FKBP13, chloroplastic-like
Exons: 4
Coding region: 84-716 (210 amino acids)
Cellular component (GO): chloroplast
Molecular function (GO): peptidyl-prolyl cis-trans isomerase activity
Source: RefSeq, a predicted model, not a curated record